Messenger RNA from Homarus americanus (American lobster), 3006 nucleotides. Its product is annotated as zinc finger matrin-type protein 3-like. The coding region runs from base 339 to 1703 and encodes 454 amino acids. The transcript is spliced from 8 exons. Gene Ontology annotation, molecular function: zinc ion binding; nucleic acid binding. NCBI's taxonomy places the organism in Eukaryota, Metazoa, Arthropoda, Malacostraca, Decapoda, Nephropidae. The record is from RefSeq and is a predicted model, not a curated record.
UAACAGGAAGUAGAACACGUGUGUAGUGGUUGAUGAUCCUCUCUCGUUCUUAACAUGAGAACGGCAUUCGUAAAAAGAUGACUUUAAAGGCCCAUGAAUACUUCGUGGUAUUUUUAGUAUUGUAAAGAUUUCUUGUACGCUUACUUGUCAUGAAACGCUGCCAAUUGUGAAAAGAAUGUACAGGUGAGGCUGAAGUUGUUACACAGAAAACGUACCAAGACAAAAUGUUUGUUUACCCUUCGAUCAGCUGAGAGGUGUUCAACAGCUCCCAUUAAAUAAUCAGAAUUUUUCCUCAGUGGGAAAGUGCCUCGGGAUAUAUAUCAUCGUGAGGGCGAGAUAUGACAAGUAUGUACGGUCCUAACAGAUCACCGUAUGGAGGCUAUGGCAACUAUUGGGGAGGUUAUGGUCGUGCUCCACAUCCUCCUCCACCUCCUCCUCUUCCACCUCAAGAACCACCAUCGUUUCACCCUCCACCGCCGCCACCACCUCACUUCCGCCCAAUAAGGCCACCACCAAAUGCACUUCGUCCUCCUCCUCCUCCCCCUCCCGUUAGACUUCCUCGUCCUCAGCAGCAGCAGACCUAUCCAAAUCAGCCGCCUCAAGGCCGCCAACAGACACAAAAUUCACAGGAAAGAAAAACUCAAUCGUCUACUUCAUACCGUCCUCAGACAACUGAACAGCAGUCGAAUCAACAAAACUUACGAUCAAGACACAGCAAUGGUGGUAUUCCAUCAAGAAGACCAUCUGAGUAUGAGGAUGAACCUGAGAGAUUAGAAUCAGAUUCUUCCACCAUUAAACCAUUGGAACCUAUUGUUGGUAGUCCUUUAGUUCCAAGACGCAAAGAGAAAGAACCACCACCUAUCACUAAACCGUCGAUACCAAAUAACAAAAGACCUUUACCAGUUGAGUUUGAUCCUAAUCUUCCAGAGGAACUUGUUGCCAAGUUUCACAAUAAUUCUUGUGAAUUAUGUGAUGUAAAGCUCAAUUCUCGAAUCCAGGCCAAAAAUCACUAUGAAGGGAAGCAACAUAGAAAAAAAGUGAAAAACUACAUAAUUGAACAUGCUCGGAAGGAUGGUCAGUCACCUGCAAAAAUGGCCAAAAUUGAUUUAUCAACUCCUAAAAAGAAAGUGGAGCCCUUAGAUGUGAGCCAACUCUACUGCAAGUGCUGUGAUUUAAGCUUUACCUCGGAACAACACGCACAGCAACACUACAUGGGUCGAAACCAUCAGCGGGUCUUACACGGACUCAAACCUUUGAAGGCUGGCUACUAUAAUAAAGAAACUGGGAAGUGGCAGAGAAUGCCACCGGAUCCAAGAGUUUCAGUGGAGAGAGUAGGCCUUAACCUGGAGCCUCCGUCUGAGGAAGGGUCUGAUCAGAUAUCUGAAAAAUCACUAGACCCUGAUGCUGUGAAGGAGAGAGGAAGGUUUUUCUGCGAGUUGUGUAAUGUUUCAGCUACAUCCCAGGACCAACUGGAUGGUCACAUGACGGGUCAACGACACUUGAAGGCUUUAAGGCUCAAUGCAAAAAAGACCACGACAGCUUCAACAGAUGAUGUGAAUGCUGACAUGGCUGUUAUUGUAGGUCACAAGAUUCUGGAUGGGAUGCUGGGCCAAUCUGUAUCAAUCGAUCCUCAACUGCUGUUUCAGCGGCUAGUCACAGCUGGCGCAAACACUGAUAAACUGGACUCGAGUGAUCCAACAUAAGCUUUACAGCUACCCUCCAAUUGUUUUCAGUUUACCUCACGUACUACUAGAAGUUGAGAAGCAGCCACUGGCCAUUUGUUUGUGGUGGAGAGUGCCUAACAAGCAAGACACCUUACCCGAAAAUAUUCAUAACAUUCUCGAUGUUGGUUAUAUCCUUCAACGAGUUCCAUGGAAGAUUGGUGAGACACGGGAUGUUAUAUUAAAUCAUUUUGCUCGCUAUGUAAUGUCAAAAUUUGGUCAGGCUACCAUCAUCUUUGAUGGAUAUCAUUCUGGUCCUACAACAAAAGAUGGAGUCUAAUCAAGGCGAGCUAAAGGUGAUCCAGGUCCCACAGUGUAAUUCACCAGUGACAUGUUAUGUACAGUUCGUAAUGGGAAGUUCUUAUCCAACACUGAGAAUGAGCAACAAUUUGUGGACAUGCUCAGCAUCAGACGGGGCGAGAAGGCUGUGACACACCUCAUGCCAGAGCGAAUGCUGAUGUCUUGAUCACUCAAACUGCUAUUGCAUUGGCCAGAAAGCAUGACACAGUCUUGGUUGGAAAUGACACUCACCUUAUUUUACUUUGUAGUGAGGCAAAGGACAUACUCUUUAAGCUGUACUUCCGGCCAGAAUAGAACCUACAGUCUAAGACUCCAAAAAAGUGCUGGAAUAUCGGACAGCUUCAGCAGUCACUUGAUAAGGAUGUAUGUGACUAUCUUCUGUUCAUUCAUGCUAUCCUGGGGUGUUAGACCACAUCCUGCUUGGUUGGUCUUGUCAAACCUGCUGCCCUGAAACUGGUUAAAUCCAGUCUGUACUUCCAGCAACAAGCUCCUGUAAUCAGGUACACAGAAGCAGAUUGCUCUGGUAUAAUCAAGACUGUGGAAAAUGCAUUAGUAUUCUUGUAUCAUGGUGAACCUGGAGAUACUGUACUGUAGACAAACUCAGAUUGAGACUCCCAAAAAAAUGUAUCCUCAAGUAAAACAUGGGUAAAGCCACAGAAUCUGCUACUGCCCAAUAUCACGGCCUUCGUGUUUACCAUCAAGGUCAACAGCGGUCUGGGAGAGAUUUACCUGCAGAGGAAGGGGGGUAGAUGAUACAUGGCAAUAAGAUGGUCCCUGGGUCCACAGAUUUACGGCCAGCUCCAGCUUACCUUUUGAAUGCAAUAGAUUGUGAGGCUCUGCUUUGUAAAUGCAGGUUACGAUUGCAUUGUUUUCUAGCAUGUGGGGCUUGUAAAGGUAUUCACUGCAAUAAUACAUCGGGUAAUUUGUAGUUAUUAUGUGUGUUAUAGUCACAAGAUGAAGGAUAAAUAAAAUGUACUAAAAACUA